Molecule: messenger RNA, 462 nt
Organism: Macrobrachium nipponense
Lineage: Eukaryota; Metazoa; Arthropoda; Malacostraca; Decapoda; Palaemonidae
Exons: 1
Coding region: 1-462 (153 amino acids)
Source: RefSeq, a predicted model, not a curated record
AUGGAUUACCUAACAGAUAGAGUCAAUUGUGUCUACUUCGAAGGUGUACAAUCAAGAUGGGAAAAAAUGGAGUUGGGUACCCUUCAAGGAGGUGUUCUAUCACCUACUCUUUUUAAUAUUCUAAUGAAUGUUCUAGGAAAAAUUAAUAUACCAGGAAUCAUAAUCACAUAUGCAGACGACAUAGUAGUACAAGCUAGCAUAGAUAAGAGAAUAAAACAGGCAAUGAAGGCAUGCACAUCAUUAUGUAACAGCAUAGGAUUAGUCAUAUCACCUGAAAAGACUAAGAUGAUAGCGAGAGGUACACGCAACCGCUUGAUACUGCACAUACAAGGGCAGAGAAUAGAGAAGGUAGCCCAGUACAAGUACAUGGGUGUCGUACUCAAUAACAGGUGUCAUAAAUUGUAUGAAGUUAAGAGAAUAGUACAGGCUUCAGCAGCAAGGUUACGCUUCUUUGGAAAGUAG